UCUAACAAGAGAAAGAAGGAGACGGCCAUGGCUCCCAGUAACGUCACGACUAGUUCUGUGACCCUCGCUCACGAUGUUCCGCGGAUACCGUGGUCUCCUCUGUGACGUCAGCAGCUGGGUUCAGAAUCCGAAGAGAGGGCUGGGUCCGGCGGUGGGGCCCGCCGGCUACGCGCAGGCUCGUGGGGUCCCGGCGGCCCGCUCGGCUGAGGGAAGGCCGAGGGUCUUGGCGGCGGCGACUUUGGCGUCCGUGAGGGGCCAGCCCAGACUCAGGAUGCGGCGGAGCCCCCGCCCAGGCUCGGCCGCGUCCCCGUACAAGCACGCGUCCAACUUCUACAGCGACAACAGCAACAGCUCAGUGAGCACUACCUCGGGGGACACCAGCGGCCACCGGUCAGGUGGGCCGGGGCCCGGGGAGCCCGAGGGCAGAAGAGCCGAGGGCUCGAGCUACGGUGAGCCCGUCUUGAGCUCAGGAUUGCCCGGAGGAACCGCAUGGGACGGAAGCUCUCGGCAGAAGCCGGCGCAGCGGAGCCACAAAGUGCCGACCACCGGUGGCGCGGCUACCGUGAGGGGCGGGGCCUCGGAACCGGCUGGCUCUCCUGUUGUCUCUGAGGAGCAGUUCGACCUUCUCUCGGCCCUGAAUCUGAGGCAGGAGAUGCAGUCCCAGCGAGUAUUCAAGAGCUUCCUGAACCUAUUUUUCCAGGUGCUGAGCGUGUUUUUAUCCCUGCUAGGAGACAUGCUGGUCAGUGUGUACAGAGAGGUCUGUUCCAUCCGCUUCCUGCUCACGGCUGUAUCCUUGCUGAGCCUCUUUCUGACAGCACUCUGGUGGGGUCUCCUGUACCUGGUCCCUCCUUUGGAGAAUGAACCUGAGAUACUGACUCUAAGCGAGUACCACGAGCGCGUGCGCACCCAGGGGCAGCAGCUGCAGCAGCUCCAGGUUGAGCUGGAUAAACUCCACAAGCAGAUGUCCAGCGUUCGCGCAGCCAACAGCGAGAGAGUGGCCAAGCUCGUUUUCCAGAGGUUGAAUGAGGACUUUGUGCGAAAACCCGACUACGCGCUGAGCUCUGUGGGAGCCUCCAUUGAUCUAGAGAAGACUUCCCGUGACUACGAGGACGCGAACACUGCCUACUUCUGGAAUCGCUUCAGCUUCUGGAACUACGCGCGGCCACCCACAGUUAUCCUGGAGCCAGAUGUGUUCCCUGGGAAUUGCUGGGCUUUCGAGGGCGACCAGGGCCAGGUGGUGAUCCGGCUGCCAGGUCGAGUGCAGCUGAGUGACGUCACCCUGCAGCAUCCACCUCCCAGCGUGGCACACACCGGGGGAGCCAAUAGCGCUCCCCGCGAUUUCACAGUCUACGGCCUCCAGGUUGAUGAUGAAACUGAAGUUUUCUUGGGAAAAUUCACCUUCGACGUGGAGAAAUCUGAGAUUCAGACUUUCCACCUACAGAAUGAACCCCCAGCUGCCUUUCCCAAGGUGAAGAUCCAGAUUCUAAGCAACUGGGGCCACCCCCAUUACACGUGCUUGUAUCGAGUCCGAGCCCACGGCAUGAGAAUCUCAGAGGAAGCAGGGGACAGUGGCACAGGGGAGCCCAAUUAAACAUGCUGAUUGUUAAAAGAGUGGAGGUCUGUGCUGAAAGAAGCUGAUCAGCGCUGGAGGGUCUGUUGGAGGCUCUGGUUGUCUUUGGUAUAUGAGUGUGAUUAGGGGGUUACCUCCCAGUGUACCCUCUUCUCUUGGAGAAGUCCAGAUCAGUACAGUAGCAGAGUUCAUAUUAUGAAGGGCUUCCAUGUGGAAGAGAUGGUAUUCUGGACAUUACACACAGUACCUAACUAAUUGUCACACUCACAGAGAGGGAAACUACUCAGAUCAGGAAACUUGCUCAAGGUCAUGUUGCUAGUGGGUAAGAGUCACAGCAGGGCCCAAGCCCACCUUUUUGACUCCGGAAGCCACUCUUUUAACUGCAGAGCAGCCAGUCAGUGGGAAGCCAUGCUUGUGAACCUCAAUUCCCACUUCCAGCCUCUGGGAGUCCCUUUUCAUGAGACAAACUCUAUAAUAACUGAAGCUUAAGAAACUCUACGAAGCCUUUGAGUCAGAACUGAUGCAGGCCUGGGAGCCUCUACUCAGGUUGUCUUCUAUGAGACCUCAAGUACCCAACUCUAUGCCAGGCACAGUAGAGAUGGCUCACCAGUCUCUGUCCUCAAGGUACCUGGUACAAAAGAGGAUGCGCCAGGACACAGGGUAAUUCAUUUACUGAUCCAAUAAUUCUUCACUAAAAAAGCAGAAUUGGAGGAAUAAAAGAUGGAGGAGAUGGUCAUUAAAGGAUUAAUGGAUUCUACCUGGACAGAGGGUAGAAAAGGGGACCAGAAUGAGCAAAGAUACAGUCAACAUCUUGGCUGUUAAGAUCCUUCCCAGUGUGUUCAUAUUUUGAAAGAAUAUGCACACUUAUUAACAGUGGUUACAGUGGUUACUUUAGGAAGUGGAAUGCUGAGUAUG
Messenger RNA from Artibeus jamaicensis (Jamaican fruit-eating bat), 2485 nucleotides. RefSeq names its product sperm associated antigen 4 (gene SPAG4). Bases 74 to 1591 code for a protein of 505 amino acids. The transcript is spliced from 12 exons. Gene Ontology annotation, biological process: nuclear envelope organization. Lineage: Eukaryota; Metazoa; Chordata; Mammalia; Chiroptera; Phyllostomidae. Gene Ontology annotation, molecular function: protein-membrane adaptor activity. The record is from RefSeq and is a predicted model, not a curated record. Gene Ontology annotation, cellular component: nuclear envelope; meiotic nuclear membrane microtubule tethering complex.